AUGGACUCUGUGGAAUUCAGGAGACGAGGAAAAGAAAUGGUUGACUUUAUCGCCAAUUACAUGGACACCAUUAAUGGGAGGAGAGUUACACCGGAAGUGGAACCUGGUUACCUAAGAAACCUACUUCCAGGAAAACCGCCACUAAAAGGAGACAAAUUUGAAGAUAUAAUGAAUGAUGUUGAAAGGGCAAUCAUGCCCGGUAUAACCCAUUGGCAGCAUCCAAAUUUUCACGCCUAUUUUCCCGCUGGCAACUCCUUCCCCUCUAUUCUGGGUGACAUGAUGUCGAAUGCUAUUGGUUGCGUUGGUUUUUCAUGGGCUGCAAGUCCUGCCUGUACAGAAUUGGAGACCCUCGUCUUAGACUGGAUAGGAAAAUCAAUAGGAUUGCCAAAACAGUUUUUGCAUGAAGAGGGAAAAGGCGGUGGAGUUAUUCAGGGUUCUGCUAGUGAGUGUGUCCUUGUAAUGUUGCUGGCAGCCAGACACAAAGCCAUGACACAACUGAAGAAACAACUUCCAUACAUGGAAGAUGGUGUUCUUUUGUCCAAACUUGUAGCCUAUUCAUCAAAACUGGCACACUCUUGUGUAGAAAAAGCAGGGAUGUUGGGUUUUGUCAAGAUGAGGCAACUGGAUGUCGAUGAACAGUAUUCACUAAGGGGACAUGUUCUCGAAAGGGCAAUAGAGGAAGAUAGACGUCUUGGUCUUAUUCCAUUUUUUGUAUGCUCAACAAUCGGCACCACAGCGUGUUGCUCGUUUGAUAAUGUUGCGGAGCUGGGGGAAGUGUGUGCCAGAGAAAAUGUCUGGCUACAUGUGGACGCUGCUUAUGCUGGGAACGCCCUCAUUUGUCCUGAAUUUAGGUUUCUUAUGAGCGGAAUUCAGAAUGUUACCUCUAUCAACUUUAACCCAAACAAAUGGCUUCUUGUGAACUUUGACUGUUCUCUAUUAUGGAUCAGCGACAAUUCCCUCUUAACUUCAUCAAUGACGGUUGAUCCUCUAUAUCUACAGCACAAACAUGACGAUAAAACAGUUGAUCUUCGGCACUGGGGGAUCCCACUGAGUCGGCGAUUCAGAGCCUUAAAGCUGUGGUUUGUACUACGUACAUAUGGAAUAGAGGGACUGCAAGCACAAAUACAUCUGCAUGUAAAAUUGGCAAAGUUAUUCGAAACAUUUGUGAAGAAUGAUGCCAGAUUUGAGAUUCUUGGAAAAGUUGCAAUGGGUCUCGUAUGUUUUCGAUUAAAGGGACCAAACUCUUUAACAGCUAAGUUAUUGCACAUGAUUAAUGAAUCUGGAAAACUUCACAUGGUACCGGCUCUUCUUAAUGAAGUGUACGUUAUACGAUUCGCAAUCUGCGCCCAAAAUGCCAAAGAAGAAGACAUUGAAUUUGCUUGGAAGAUUAUUUCAACCGAGGCCAGCUCUCUGUUGAUGGAACGAGAAUAUAUUGAGAAUGGAAUGAAUACUGAAAAGCUAGAAAGUGCUGAGCAGAAAAAUCCCGACAUUGAUGACGUGUUUCCCGAUUUUGAUGAUGAAUUUAUCUUUGACCAGCAAAAAAGUAAUUUGCAUCGAGCUCGCCUUCGUCGAAGUUUGUUCAUGAGGAUGGUUUCAGACCCUAAAUGCUAUAAUCCAAAGGUUCUUAAAGCAUUGUGUACGGACAAAAAGAGAACAAAGAGUACGUCAUCCGAUGAAAUUGUCGACUUUAACUUUGAAAAGUGA
Molecule: messenger RNA, 1704 nt
Organism: Saccostrea echinata
Lineage: Eukaryota; Metazoa; Mollusca; Bivalvia; Ostreida; Ostreidae
Product: aromatic-L-amino-acid decarboxylase-like
Exons: 14
Coding region: 1-1704 (567 amino acids)
Biological process (GO): amino acid metabolic process
Molecular function (GO): carboxy-lyase activity; pyridoxal phosphate binding
Source: RefSeq, a predicted model, not a curated record